AUGACCCAAUACAUGUCUACAGAAAUUUUAGGUAAAGUAGCACCAGAAAAAAUAUCAGAUAUCCAAAGCAUAGCGCCAAAUGCAGAAAUAGGCUAUAUAUUAGAAGUUGAUCUAGAAGUCCCAGUGCACUUACACGAUUUUUUUGCAGAUUAUCCAUUAGCGCCCGAAAAGCAGAUGGUUCCAGAAGACUGGCUUAGCUUGUAUAAUGAAAGGUUAGUCUAUGAUAAAGAAGUCGGAGAAGCGGAUUAUGAGAAAGAGCUAGAGGAGGAAGAAUUUAGAAAAUUUCAGGAUGUAAACCUUCGUGUUCGAGAAGUAGGUGAUGGAGGUUUAUGGAAAAUCGCACAGUCAUGCCAUAAAUUAGAAUAUCUAAACAUUUCAUACUGCACAGAGAUUCUUGAACCAUCGAUUUGUAAUAUUAUUCGUUCCUGUCCAAAGCUCCAGCAUCUUAGCCUUAGAUUUUGUGAAAUUAGUGAUAUGACUAUCAAAGAAAUUGCUU
Funneliformis geosporum is the source of this 496-nucleotide messenger RNA. Lineage: Eukaryota; Fungi; Glomeromycota; Glomeromycetes; Glomerales; Glomeraceae. The record is from the annotation of a GenBank genome assembly.